This is a messenger RNA of Colletotrichum godetiae, 594 nucleotides long. RefSeq lists its product as uncharacterized. The transcript has 3 exons. The record is from RefSeq and is a predicted model, not a curated record. NCBI's taxonomy places the organism in Eukaryota, Fungi, Ascomycota, Sordariomycetes, Glomerellales, Glomerellaceae. The coding region runs from base 1 to 594 and encodes 197 amino acids.
AUGCAGUCCUACGGCACUAUCCUAUUGUCGCUGGCCGCUCUUGCGGUCGCGGCUCCUUCGGAACCCCGUGCUGUUGCCAGCGAUAACACCAGCCCUUUCCAAGUCUACGCCUACGGCCAAGGAAUCGGCGGCCUGUCCAUGUUCUCUGCAGGAGGCGACGCUUACUUCGGUGACCACACCAAGUUCAACGACUCCAACGCCGCCCCGGUGAUCUUCACCCCCACCGACGACAACGGCUGGCUCGGAGCCCCCAACACCACGGCUCUGAACUCCACCUCCCCUCCCAGCUGGUCCAACCUCACCUUUUCCGUCCCGGCCGAGGGCUCCUCGGACCACGACGUCGGCUUCCUCAGCUCCAACUCAUCCUCUUCCGACCGCCAGACCAGCGGUUUCGUCUUCUACGGCUCCUUCAUCUUUGUCGAGGCCACCUCUGGUGGUAUGGAGUCUCUGUGGUAUGCUACCCCCAGCUCCAUCGACGGCAUCUACUCCCUCAAGUGGAACGACACUGGCGAUGCCACCGAGGACAAGGUGGUCCUCACCCUCAAGAAGACUGCGCCCUCCAACGCCAGCAAGACCAAGAACCGAUCCGUUUAA